AUGAAUCGUGUAUCUAAUGACAAGAAACCAUAUUUGUUGGAUUAUGAUAAUAAAGUAGAUGUAGUUUAUCUUGCUAUUAAUCAUAAUAAAUCCAAAGAAAAAACCAAAUAUUACUUUCGGAGGUACUUGUACGUUGAUGUUCGAGAAUCUAAAGAAUAUGAAAAGGGUGAUAUUCCUACUUCUGUAAAUAUUCCUCUUAGUGAGUUUUCAAAAGAUUUUCUAUUGCAAAUUAGGAUAUCAAGUAUGUUGGCAAAUAGCAUUGCAAAGCGCGAAUUAUGA
Messenger RNA from Ambispora gerdemannii, 279 nucleotides. The record is from the annotation of a GenBank genome assembly. Lineage: Eukaryota; Fungi; Glomeromycota; Glomeromycetes; Archaeosporales; Ambisporaceae.